Molecule: messenger RNA, 1288 nt
Organism: Chinchilla lanigera (long-tailed chinchilla)
Lineage: Eukaryota; Metazoa; Chordata; Mammalia; Rodentia; Chinchillidae
Exons: 2
Coding region: 449-1273 (274 amino acids)
Source: RefSeq, a predicted model, not a curated record
CUGAGCGGACCCGGGACAAUGACAGCCCGGUGGGACGGCCGCGGCGAACGCGGCCUCCGCUGCUUGGGGCUGUGGCCUGGACCUCGGCGCCUUUCAGUCCCGGCGGCCUCGGGGGCAGAGCCGGGAGGUCCUCCGCAGCCCGCGACCUGCGCUGCGGCAGUCGGGAAGGGGCCUGAGAAAGUGACAAAGGCGAUGCCCGACCCGCGCAGGGGUGUCCACGCGGGGCCCGAGCACGCCCGGCCCGCGGGCUUCCCGAGGAGGGCUGCCCCUAAGGAGGAGGGCCGGAGGGCCGGGCGGGCUCCCCGGGCGGCAAAGGCCCCACAUCCCUAGGGGUGCGGUGCUCGCGGUGACCCGGUGGCGCUGCCCGGGCCAGCCCAGCAGCCAGCAGCCAGGGAGGCAGGCCCGGUGGCACUGUGCCCGGCCGUGAGGACCUGGCUGCCACCGAGACAUGCGUGCCAGCCGCCGGAGCGCCCUCGUGGAGGCGCAGGCCAGGUACCCGGUCAUUCACUUUGGGAGUCCUAUGAGUGACAUCUCAGAAAGCACCAUCCCAGGCGGAGGAAGCUGGCUGUACAGAACCGACAGGAGGCGACCGAGUAACCAGAGCCCAAGGCUGCGCCUCAGAGGCGGCCGGGUGUGCAGGCUUUCGCUGGUUUGCACAAAAGCACCCGUAGGACUGUGUCUGACCAGAGGCGGGAGCUUUUCCAGUUCUCAUCAAGUCCUCCUAGGUCGCAGGAAAGCCCUGAAACACACGUCCUUGUGCUCCCACCCGUCCCGGAACGAUCUUCCCACCUCUCUGCAUGGAGAGUGCAGGUGGGAUCUGGGGGCACCCAGCAACGCCUGGCUUCGCCAGAGGCUCUUCUGCCCCGUCCUUCCUGGGGUGCUCCUGAUGGAUCCGCAUGCACAGGGCCAGAGGCAAACAGCGGAGUGCCCGCCGUCCACUUCGGCCUGGGAAUUCCAGGAUCCCUCUGAGCCAACCGCCAGGGCUCCCCAGAGGUCGGAGCGGGAGGACGAGAAAGCCAGGCUCCCGGGCUCCGCUCCCUCGUGCCAUCCUCAGGCCUGGACGGCCCCGGGAAGGCCACGCUGGGCAAAGGGCCCCUGUCACUCGGGAGCUGCCCCUGGCCGACGCGCUGACCCACAGCCCUGGAUCCCGACCAAGCGGUCAGCAGCAGCUCCGGGAGCCAAGCCAGGAGGGGUGGGGCCACUUUCUGUCCCCUGCAGGAACACGGUCUCGUUUGAUCCUCACGGUCUCCCUCUGUACAGGGGAGGAAACUGAACUGCAUGCCAGACG